Erythranthe guttata (spotted monkey flower) is the source of this 1588-nucleotide messenger RNA. Its product is annotated as protein NDL2. Lineage: Eukaryota; Viridiplantae; Streptophyta; Magnoliopsida; Lamiales; Phrymaceae. The record is from RefSeq and is a predicted model, not a curated record.
AUAUUAUAUAUAUAGAGAGAGAAAGAAUGGGGGGAGAGAGAGAAAAGAGACGUGGAUUGGCAUAUAAGCUGUGAAUGCCGAAUCCAACGCGUUUCAAUUUGGCUGAAGGAAAAUAAAAAAAAAAACAUAAUCAGAAAAGAGGGAAAACAAGAAUUGUAGUGAGUAAAAGAGCAAUGGCGGACUCCAGCGAUUCCGUCUCCGUCGAUAUGGAGUCCAUUUCUCUCGCCGGAAAGGAGCAUAUUGUGAAAACCGGUCAUGGAUGUGUCUCGGUUUCUGUUUUCGGUGACCAGGAAAAACCGGCUCUUAUUACUUAUCCUGAUUUAGCUUUAAACUAUAUGUCCUGUUUUCAAGGAUUAUUCUUUUGUCCAGAAGCAUUGUCUCUUCUUCUCCACAACUUCUGUAUCUACCAUAUCAGUCCUCCGGGUCAUGAGUUAGGAGCUCCUGUAGCUGACCCUGAUGAACCCUCAUUAUCUGUCGAUGAUUUAGCCGAUCAGAUUCCUGAAAUCCUCGACUAUUUUGGGCUUGGUGCAGUGAUGUGCCUGGGCGUAACAGCUGGAGCUUAUAUUAUUACACUCUUUGCUAUAAAGUACUCGCAGCGUGCUAUGGGUCUGAUUCUUGUUUCCCCUCUGUGCAAAGCACCAUCCUGGACAGAGUGGUUAUGUAACAAGAUGAUGUCAAAUUUGCUUUAUAUUUGUGGUAUGUGCGGUAUAGUGAAGGAGCUGAUGCUCAUGCGCUACUUCAGCAAGGAAGUUCGUGGCGGCGUUGAUGUACCAGAAUCAGAUAUUGUCCAAUCAUGCAGAAGAUUUUUGGGUGAGAGACAGAGCCCUAACGUGCUGCGGUAUCUUGAAGCUAUUAACGGGAGACCAGACAUAUCCGACAGCUUAAGAAAAUUGAAAUGUCGAUCCUUGAUAUUUGUCGGAGAAAACUCUCCAUUCCACUAUGAAUCUCUUCAUAUGACCUCAAAGCUAGAUCGCAGAUUUAGCGCCUUAGUUGAGGUUCAAGCAUGCGGGUCGAUGGUUACAGAAGAACAACCGGAUGCAAUGUUGAUACCGUUGGAAUAUUUCCUCAUGGGUUAUGGAUUCUUCAGGCCAUGUCAGUUCAAUGUCAGCCCAAGGAGUCCGUUGAGUCCGACUAGUAUUUCGCCGGAGCUUUUCUCACCGGAGAGCAUGGGAUUGAAGUUAAAACCGAUAAAAACAAGAAUCCAGGCUCAAGUGUGAGUAUGGCCUUUUUCAUAGUUUUUGUAGUAGAUAUAUAUUUAUGUGUGUGUGUAUGAAUGGAGGAGUUAUGCCAGUGGUUGAAAGAAAGUUACUGCAGGGUUGUAGAUAAAAGAUAAAAAAAGCACACAAAUAUAAUUUAGCAAAAUGGAAGAAGAUAAUAUACAGCAAAGGAGGGUUAUAUAUAUACAUAUAUAUAUAUACAUGCAUAUAUAUAUGUGUGUGUAUAUAUAAUUAUUGUUUUUGCCACUUGUAAUCUAGAGUGUUAGUUGAGACUAUAGCGUGUUGAUCUGUGUACAUCGUUUGGAUUUAUUUAUGCUGAUUAAACAGGAAAUAAUGAUAAUAAAUGGCGGGAGAAGUGUUUUAUUAUUUAA